Molecule: messenger RNA, 1550 nt
Organism: Hyla sarda
Lineage: Eukaryota; Metazoa; Chordata; Amphibia; Anura; Hylidae
Product: TATA box-binding protein-associated factor RNA polymerase I subunit A-like
Exons: 5
Biological process (GO): transcription by RNA polymerase I
Cellular component (GO): RNA polymerase I transcription regulator complex
Source: RefSeq, a predicted model, not a curated record
CUUCUUGAAUCAUCUGGAGAAAAACAGGAGGCAGAAAAGGUCUUAACAGAAUAUGCAAAUAAUACUAAGAACCCGGCCAAUCCUAAUGCCCACGUGUACCUGUACGAGUUCAUGACGAGGAAUGAGGCUUCUGAUGAAAUGCUUAUAAAUACUCUAAGGCCAUUGUAUGCCAUGACGCCAUCCCACAAACUUAUGCUGAAUUUUAGCAAACUCCUUCACAGUGCUGACUCAGAAGACGAUCAGAAGCUUGCUCUACAGGUUCUUUUUGAUCUCUUGGAAUUUUCGGGUUGGAAGAAGGAUCUAAAGGCUUGGAGUUACUUGGCAAAGCAGCUGAAGAGAACUUUUCGCCAUGAUCGUAGCGCUUGGGUAUUAGAGGCCUGGCUGCCCCGAAAGAGCUGGUGGCCGUCGUACCACUUCACAAAGUUUCACGCCAAAAAGGACUGGCAGGAGUGCGCAGAACUUGCCAUGAAAAAGGCUUUAGUAGCUGGAACGUUACAGGGACCGGACUGUGUCUAUUAUACCUGGGUCUCUGUAUCCGGGAGGCGUCGGCACAAGGCGGCCAUGAAUCGUAUGGACAAGUUUAUUAAGAAGCACAACUGUGAAAACAUCCCAGAUCCAGUGUUGGUGCCGUCUGAACCGUAGAGAAGCAGGCAGCCAUUUUACCCAUACAUCACUACGUUGAGGUGUCGGACACUAUGAUGACGCAGUCACAUGGUACGUCACAGGAUCAUAUUGGACAAAACCUCCACUAAACGGAAUCGGAUUGUAUCACUUGAAACCUUUUCGUAAUUACUAACCGGCUUAGAUGGAUCAUGUGAUACACCGUGGUGCGUUCCAUAAAAAAUGGCUGCCUCCACCGUUAGUUGAACCAACCACCCCUCCCCUCCAGUUAUAUGUGAAGGAUCUCAUCAUGGACCUUUUUGUUGUGUUCUGUUUUCAUGUUUAAAGUUAAACAGUUUAAAGCAGAAAGUUAAACAGUUUUUUGUAAAUUACUUCUAUUAAAAAAUCUUAAUCCUUCCAGUACUUAUUAGCUGCUGAAUACUACAGAGGAAGUUAUUUUCUUUUUUGAACACAGAGCUCUCUGCUGACAUCACGAGCACAGUGCUCUCUGCUGACACCUCUGUCCGUGUCAGGAACUGUCUCCAGAGCAGAAUAGGGUUGCUAUGGGGAUUUUCUCCUGCCGUGGACAGUUCCUGAUACGGGCAUCAGGUGUCAGCAGAGAGCACUGUGGAUAACACAAAAAAGAAAUUCAAAAAGUAAAGAAUUUCCUCUGUAUUAUACAGCUGCUAAAAAGUACUGAAAGGAUUGUUUUUUAAUAGAAGUAAUUUACAAAUCUGUUUAACUUUCUGGCACCAGUUCAUUAUAAAAUAAAAAGAAAAACGUUUUCCACCGGAGUAGCCCUUUAAAGGGGUAAUCCACUGGAAAACAUUUUCUUUUAAAUCAACUGUUGCCGGAAAGUUAAACAGGUUUGUAAAUUACUUCUAUUAAAAAAUCUUAAUCCUUCCAAUACUUAUCAGCUGCUUAAAGGGGUACUCCGGUUUAAACAAAUU